GGUUACCGAACUAGCUCUUAUGUAUGAAGCAGCGCUCGUUUCGCUAAAAGACCUACAGCUAUUGUAGUACAAACAAUUGAAAGCAUUGUCAGCUGGUGUGCUGCAACGUGUAAAGCGGAUCUUUAGCAAGCAUUAAAAGUGCCAUCAUCCAAGCCUAAAGUAUCAAGACCAUUCGCAAUUAUACUUCAGCACCACCCAGGUUCUCGACAAUGCAGGUCAAGUCGAUCAAAACGUUUGUGAAAGACGUCAAGAGAAGGCUAUCCCAGAAACAUAAGCGAAAGUCUUCAGCUACGACCACAUCGACAACCACUACAACAAGCUCCUCUGCCCCAUCCACACCGUCUCCUAACCACUCUCCUCUGUACGAUGAUCAAUAUUCACCGAACACAAUCAUUACACCAUCCAGCCCUCGCAGUAGGUCAAGCAGUGCAACUCUGGGCUCUCGCUACUCUUCCGACGUUAUCGAUAUCAGCUCGAAGCACUCCAGAACACUCUCAGAAGACAUGAUGUCUGCUGAAACCCAUGGAUCGGAUAACAGCGGUACCUUUGUCACCGCCGACUGGGGUCUUGCUUCUCCACGUGUACGCAUUAAAUCCCUCGACCGAAAUAGUUCGGUUGCAGAAUCAGCCACUUCCUCCCACCCUUCCCAGAGCUCUCUCUACGCUUCUGCACAGUCCAUGCAUCUGGAGGAUUCUAUCGAUCGCCCCCCACAAUUACUCCAGACUUUACCUGAGGAUAGUGGGGAGGGUCCAGGUACACCAUCACAAGUGUCCGAGCCUGAGCUACCGGACCCCUUCAUAGUUGAAGGCUCAGAGGAUGCCUCGUCCGAAGGCGAGGAUGCCUCAUCUGAAGUCGAAGCUGCUUCCCUCGAGAGUGAAAGUGUCCCCCCUGCAGAUGAAGAGAUCGCCCUCGCACAAUCAGUACUUCUUACGUCAUCUGAAGUACGCCUCUCGCUACCUUCCCCCAACGUCAACAAAGACGUACCCCCGCCUCCCCCAAGCGACACCGAGUCUGAGGCACCCGAAUUGUAUCUUCCUGGCCUCACAAUGCCUACCAUGUUCUUACCCAUUCCAAACACGGACCCUCUAAAUAUUCUCCUCACGAAAUAUGUAUCUCCGAUAGAGAAGCGUCCUGUACGAGAUGUCACUGGCGAAUGGCAGCAUUCUGAUUUUCACUCCAUGGUUGUGUCAAACAGUUGGCGUGCGCUUGCCAGAAUGGCGCGAGAUCGUCUAGUAACUUGUAAUCCUGAGGACCUCAUUCGUGUUCUCGAUCUCUGGUCUUUGCGCCUAUCAAGCCUCGCUCGUCUCCGUCUCUACAACCAAACGUCUGCUGAAUGCACCAACCUUUUUGCAGUGCUCAAUGCCACAGAGCCCCCGUCCGCCCGAGCAUACCUAUUCAACCGCAUCCUUCCCUUUGAGCUCGAGGUCAUGCACGCACGCCUCAAAUACUGGGCAGGCGACCCCAUGGGCUACCUGGACAUCCUCUACGCUUUACUCAAGAAGUGCAAGCUUCAAGCCAAGAUUUCGAAAACCGAGGGCGACGACUCCAGUUUAUCGAUGUGGCUCGAGCGCGCUGCACGGAUGUGCCUGAUCAUCGCGUCUCAAAUGAUCGAGAUGAAGGAUUUUACUGCUGCAACGAAUCUUUUGGAGCCGCUGUUCGCACAACGUACUGGGCAACAACCAUCCCCUGCCAUCCGGUCUGCUGUGGGUCGCAUUUACUUGCAGAGUGGUUAUCUCGCGCAGGCUGAGGCGCAUUUUGCUGUCGUGGAGGGUGACGCCAGCGUCCCGCAGACACUCAAAGAUAUGAAUGCUGCCUUGCUUGCAUGUGCUGAGGGGAACUGGGCACGGGCGGAUGAACUGCUCCAAGCCCUCGUACAAGCAGAACCGGAUAACUUUGUGGCGAUCAAUAAUCUGUCUGUGGCUCUUCUGAGUCAGGGAAAACUCAAGGAGAGUAUCGAAGUCCUUGAGAGUGCAAUGCAUAGCUCCCCGUCGGCUGUCGUGGUAGCAGAACCGUACCUCUUCAAUCUUUCGACGCUCUAUGAGCUUCACUCAGCCACGGCUGCAGAGAAGAAACGCGACCUUUUGAUCGAGGUGGCGAAGUGGAGUGGAGAUGGACUGAAGGCGACAUGCUUGAAGAUGCCGUCUACUUGACAGGUUGUAUUGUUAUAUAUUGGGAUUGUAUCAUAUGAAUGGGAUGAACUGGUUUUGGUCCUGUAAA
Suillus fuscotomentosus is the source of this 2217-nucleotide messenger RNA. RefSeq lists its product as uncharacterized. The transcript has 11 exons. Gene Ontology annotation, cellular component: Golgi apparatus; TRAPP complex. The coding region runs from base 210 to 2150 and encodes 646 amino acids. The record is from RefSeq and is a predicted model, not a curated record. Gene Ontology annotation, molecular function: protein binding. NCBI's taxonomy places the organism in Eukaryota, Fungi, Basidiomycota, Agaricomycetes, Boletales, Suillaceae.